Eremomyces bilateralis CBS 781.70 is the source of this 1520-nucleotide messenger RNA. Its product is annotated as Glyoxalase/Bleomycin resistance protein/Dihydroxybiphenyl dioxygenase. The transcript has 3 exons. Gene Ontology annotation, biological process: L-methylmalonyl-CoA metabolic process. Lineage: Eukaryota; Fungi; Ascomycota; Dothideomycetes; Eremomycetales; Eremomycetaceae. The record is from RefSeq and is a predicted model, not a curated record. Gene Ontology annotation, molecular function: methylmalonyl-CoA epimerase activity. Gene Ontology annotation, cellular component: mitochondrion. The coding region runs from base 368 to 1423 and encodes 351 amino acids.
GGUUUCAGCUGUCUCUAUCAGAUCCCCAUAAUAGAUCGAGCCUUCCACCUGGUAUCGAACAAGCUUCUCGAAUGCCAUAUUUGCGUUGUAUGCACGAAGCCCUUGCAAAAUAUUGCCGUCGUCGAGAACAAUGGUUCUGGAAACCGUUUCUACUUUAACAGCUGCACACCGGCAGCCACACCGGAUCGCGGUAUACCGUCGUAUGCCGCCCAACAUCGGGCCCAGAAGCACGUUCCCAACUGUGUUGUGAAACCGGUUUGGUCAAAGGGAAUAUAAUCUCUCUAAAUCAAAUCAAAUCAAAUUCAAAUUCAAAGUCUAGCCGUCUAGUUCAACAAUCAUCAGAGCACUCAUUGACGACGAAUUUGACAUGGUUUCUGACAAGAUCCGCGUUGUGCGCUUGUCGCACGUCCACUACAAGCACCCUGACCUAGCCAAAGCAGUCAAAUUCUUUGGAGACUUUGGCUUGGUGACAGAAGAUGAACGGGAUGGCCGCACAUUUCUACGCGGGUAUGGCGCACAGCCUUUCGUCCAUCUAGCAGAGCAGUCUCCGGAUGAAAAGAGGCACUUCGCCGGAGGUUACUGGGUUGUGGAUAGCGAAGCUGAGCUGGAAAAGGCAGCAUCUCUCCCGGGCGCUUCGUCUAUUCAGAACCUGGAUGCCCCUGGUGGUGGCCGAGUGGUCACCGUGCCAGAUCCCAACGGCAAUACUGUCGGGUUUGUCUACGGACAAACCCUCCGCUCCCCGGAUGUCGAUGUCGGGGCCUUGGAGCGCAAGGACAGUGGCCAUGCUUCCAACACAGCGGUUGAAAAACCGCGGAAGGGCGCUGUCCGACGGUUCCUACCCGGUGCCAGCCCUGUCCACAAGCUGGGCCAUUACGGAUAUGUGGUACCACAGAACAAAUUCGAGGAAUCCUUUUCAUGGUAUACCACUACCAUCAACCUUAAACCCACCGAUGCUGUGUUCGACCCAGUCUCAAACAAGGAUGAUACUGUCUUCAUGCACAUUGACCUUGGAAGUCAGUACGCCGAUCAUCAUAGCUUUUUCCUCGCCGCUAGCAAGCAAGCGCCACAUGCUCACGUACACCAUUCAAGCUACGAAGUCAACGACUUUGACACGCAGAGGUUGGGGCACGAUCACCUACAAAGGAACGGCUGGACCAAUUGCUGGGGCAUUGGUAGACACGUUCUGGGUAGCCAAAUCUUCGAUUACUGGUUUGAUGGAUCUGGCAAUGUGGUUGAGCACUAUUCCGAUGGAGAUCUCGUCAAUGAAGAUACACCAUUCGGCCGCGAAGCUGCGGCUCCAGAUUCUCUCUAUGUCUGGGGUCCCAACAUCCCUCUAGCCUUUGUCACGGGCCGGAUUGAGGACGCUGGCAAGCCGAUUCCGUUGCCUCUUAAUUUGGAUGUGGCUAAACCAGCGCAAUUGUGAUGUGGGUGGUACAUAACUGUGAAUAUUGGUUGGUUUGACCUAGUAUACUCUAUAUUUGACCUCUUCAAUCGCUGCUGGACAUCAUCUCGUAUCAUCC